UCAUAGAGUUGUAUGUAGAAUAUCAUCCCUGAUAUUCCAGUAUAGUGCUGAGAAAGUUUCAGGGUUGAAGGAUUAAAAGAAAAUUUAUUUUUUUUAAUGAAAUUGAGAGAAUCACGAAAUGAUAUGUUUUUCUUUUGAAUAACAUUCCCUCAGAAUAAUUAUUGGAUAUCGAAAAAUGAGUAAGAAUUCAAUAUCAAAAUGAAUAGGAAAACGUCUUCUUUCCAUUCGUGUCUGGAUUAUUUUCAUCCGACAAAUAGUUAUUUCUUAAUUUAUUAUUAAGUUCAUAAUGUCAAGACAUUCCGUGCAGAGAACAUGAAAUUUUCAACAUGUUAGAAACUUUUUUGUUUCAAAAGAUGCGAGUGAGUGGUGAAAGCGACAAAGUUUUUCAGGAAAAGUUGGAAUUCUUUUUCCAAUUAUUGUCAAAAGUAGUCAGAAGAACGUUUUUUGGCAUCUCAGUAUAAACUCAUUAUACAGUAUAAUAUAAUGAAUCAUCAAAGGAAUAAGGAGGAAAAGAAUGUUUUGUGCUAUAGUUUGUGGCUUUGUACAAAUAGGAUGAGUAUGUGGUUUGAGAAUGAUAAGAUAAAACUUUAAGAUUUCGAAAUAUAUGCAGGCUACGAUCAACACAGUAGUUAUUUACCCUACCAGCAUGCACUAUUGAUAACCUUUUCUCUUCUGCUCCAACUAUUUUCUGAUCAUUGAACAAAAAUUCAGAAAACAAGUAGUAGGCUACUGUUUAUACUGGUAGAGGAAGGUAUCUAUAAGUUGUAUACCGGAUAAUCUUAUUUCGCAAAACAAGAAAUAUGGUUUUAUCAACGAUAUUUUACUCUCGCCUGCUGUUUGUGAUGUCCAUAGUCAUAGCCGUCACAUUGACUAUAAUAAGUAAGAUUGUCAUGGACAAAUUGUUCGGUCCUCAAUAUUAUACUAAUGAGAGUCAAGGUAACACAAAUGUACAGAAUAGUUCAGAAACCGUUUGUAAGGGCCAUACAGGUUGCAUAGAGGAUAAUGACUCACAACAAGGAGAGAAAAAUAACCAGAGAAUAAUUGUCAAUACCCACAACAGAUUGAGAGCAACAGUUGCACUUGGUCAGCUUGAGAGUCAGCCACCAGCUCAAAACAUGCAGUUGAUGGAUUGGGAUAGCAAACUAGCUUCAAGAGCACAGUUUUGGGCCGACCAACACAUGUUUAAGCACGAUGAUGAUAGAGGCGAAAGUGAGUGCAUUUUCCUAAGUUAUAAUAGAAUCUAA
Molecule: messenger RNA, 1244 nt
Organism: Nilaparvata lugens (brown planthopper)
Lineage: Eukaryota; Metazoa; Arthropoda; Insecta; Hemiptera; Delphacidae
Product: venom allergen 5-like
Exons: 3
Coding region: 801-1244 (147 amino acids)
Source: RefSeq, a predicted model, not a curated record